Molecule: messenger RNA, 1377 nt
Organism: Manihot esculenta (cassava)
Lineage: Eukaryota; Viridiplantae; Streptophyta; Magnoliopsida; Malpighiales; Euphorbiaceae
Product: gamma carbonic anhydrase 1, mitochondrial
Exons: 5
Coding region: 158-973 (271 amino acids)
Source: RefSeq, a predicted model, not a curated record
CACCUUGGUAAUUCUGUAUAGCGAAAUCCCCAUUUUGCCCUCCCAUUUCUCUUGAAAAUUCCACCAUAUCUCCCGUACCUCCGCCAUUCCCAUCACAGCAUAGUGUAGUGGUGAUUAGUUGAAGCCUCACAGGACUAACCAACCGAUCGACAAGAAGAUGGGGACCCUAGGCAGAGCUAUAUACUCCGUCGGAUUCUGGAUUCGCGAGACCGGCCAGGCCCUCGAUCGUCUCGGCUGCCGCCUCCAGGGCAACUAUUACUUCCAAGAACAAUUGUCUAGACAUCGAACACUCAUGAACGUAUUUGAUAAAGCUCCUGUGGUUGAUAAGGAUGCAUUUGUGGCUCCCAGUGCGUCUAUCAUUGGGGAUGUUCAAGUCGGAAGAGCAGCAUCUAUUUGGUAUGGUUGUGUUUUGAGAGGUGAUGUGAACAGCAUUAGCAUUGGGUGUGGAACUAAUAUACAAGACAACACCCUUGUGCACGUAGCUAAAUCCAAUCUAAGUGGGAAGGUGCUACCAACUAUAGUUGGGGACAAUGUUACCGUAGGCCAUAGCGCUGUUUUACAUGGCUGUACUGUGGAGGAUGAGGCUUUUGUUGGUAUGGGAGCAACACUUCUUGAUGGUGUUGUUGUAGAGAAACACGCCAUGGUUGCUGCUGGAGCCCUUGUAAGACAGAAUACAAAGAUCCCUGCUGGAGAGGUGUGGGGAGGCAAUCCAGCAAAGUUUCUGAGAAAGCUAACUGAUGAAGAGAGAGCCUUUAUUGCACAAUCAGCUACCAAUUAUUCCAAUCUUGCACAGGUUCACGCAACUGAGAAUGCUAAGCCUUUCGAUGAGAUAGAAUUUGAGAAGGUGUUGCGUAAGAAGUUUGCUCGUCGGGAUGAAGAGUAUGACUCAAUGCUGGGUGUUGUUCGUGAAACUCCCCCUGAACUUAUCCUUCCCGAUAAUGUCCUACCAGAUAAAGCACCCAAAGCAACUUAAGAUUUUUUCAUGAGGUAUUGUUUCUUAAGAUUCAAAGCUUGAGAGUUGACUUUCAAGAUUUUUUUUUUUUUUUUUUUUUUUUUUUUUUUUUUUGUGCUAAUACAUGAAGGGACCACUUUCUUUCCUAGUUCCAAUAAUACCAAACAUGUUUAGGGCAGAUAAGUGGCUCCUUUUUAGCUUAUGGCUCCGCUGAAUUUGUGGUCGUUUGGACACUACAUUCUUCCAUAAAGAGAAGUUAAUGUCAUAAAGGAGGGUUAACUUUGAUGAUCAUCUGAUCCUUGUAACAAGAUGUUUUCUGCUUGAUGUGAUUUUGUAAUCUGUAUUUUUGGUAUCCAGUCAAAAAUCAGAGAUGACAGAGUAAUUAGUUCUUUUCAACAGUACAAUUUUUCUUCUAUUGUGCUUAC